This is a messenger RNA of Candida albicans SC5314, 1257 nucleotides long. RefSeq lists its product as uncharacterized. The transcript has a single exon. The coding region runs from base 1 to 1257 and encodes 418 amino acids. Lineage: Eukaryota; Fungi; Ascomycota; Pichiomycetes; Serinales; Debaryomycetaceae. The record is from RefSeq and is a predicted model, not a curated record. Gene Ontology annotation, biological process: carbohydrate metabolic process.
AUGCAAUCGCUUCAUUUCAUUUUAAUAGUACUUUUUUUCAUAUCAUGUAUCUCCAAUGCAUUAACGAUACAAAAAGAUUCACUUGGACUUAAACGUACUUCAUUAUCUUCUACGUUUGAUCCCCAUGAUGCAUUUGAAACUGCCGUUAAUUCCACAUGGUCAACAUUUUGGAAUAAUACCAAUCAAGGAUUCUCCCAAUCUGAUCCAUCAUGUCUUGAAUCGCAAACUUUUCAAUAUUCAGUAGUUUGGGAUGUUGCUGUUGCUGGUUUGGCAAUUGUUGAAUCGAGAGAUAUUUCCAAAACCAAUGAUGUUGCUACUUCAUUAUAUAAGUAUCAAAACUCCCAUGGUUGGUUUGCUGCUACUCCGGGGAACACUCAUAGUUAUGUUGAUGAUAAUUGUCAAGUAUUAUGGGUUUUUUUACAAGCUUAUGAAUUAACUCAUAAUGAAAAAUAUUUAACUACUGCUAAUAAGUUAAUGGAAUUAAUUCAAGGACAAUGGUCAAAUGAAGUAGGUGGGGUUAGAUGGAAAGUUGAUGGUGAUUAUAUUGCAUCGAUUUCUACUCUAGAAGCAGCCUUAAGUGCUGUUAAAUUAUAUGAACAGAAUAAAGACGACUCUUUAUUGUCAUUUGCUAAGAAAUGUCUUUCAUGGUUAGAUGAUAAUUUAUUAGAUAAACUGGAUGGAUUUUAUUAUGAUGGAUUGAAUGUUAAUAAUAAAACUAAUAUUGAUAAAGGGAAAUUAACUUAUACUGUUGGAGUAGCAAUUUCAACUUAUUCUUAUCUUUACAAGUACACCAAUGAUGAACAAUAUGUUUUGAUAGCUACUGCCAAAGCUAAUGGAACAUUAACUUCAAAAACAUUUUUGAAUCACAAUGGAUAUUGGAAUAAUGGAUUAAGAUAUGUUCAUUUAUUAUUUGAUGGAUUUAGUGAUUUGAUAACCAUUUGUGAUAAACGGGGAUUUAUAGAUAGCGUUUGGAAACAGGGCCAAUAUAUUUAUGAAAAUGAUCAAUUGCCAGGAGGGAAUAAUGUUGGUAAUUAUCUUGAUUUAUCAAAACCAAUUGAAUCACAUUUAACUUCUUCAUUCCACAAGAAAGAAAAUCAUGAUAGUAAAGAUGAAGUUGAGAUAAAUCAUAAACAAAGUUCUGGGUCUACUCAUCAUAAUUAUUAUUGCAAUAAUCAUUCUAAACAAUUUAAAAGAUCAUUAAUGGAUGAUGGAUCAGCGGCACAAAUAUUUUAUGCAAUUUCAAAAUUUUCUAAAUAG